AUGAGGUUUUUGCUGCGAUCAAAGGGCAAUAGGUCAAAGCUAGGGCGACGUGUCUGCGAACCACAUCGAUUGCAAGAUUACAGUAUCACUGUAGCCGUCAAGUUAACUCAGCCUUGCGCGACACCCGCCAACUGCGCCAAGCUGGCUUCCAAGGCAUUGCUGCUUCUCUCCUCCGGCUACGGCUCCCGCUUCACCCAAGCGGUCGUAAGAAACCAUUACUUCUCGAAAGAAGCAAGAAUACGAGUACAUGUGCCUACGAAACUGCUCUCUACAGCGUCGACCCGGUCCGUUUUUGGCUUCCUCAACCGUAUCAUAAAGACGGCCUCGCAAAACGACGAAAUGAACAAGAGAGCCGCCCCGGGGGUGAACGCAACGGCUAGCCCCCCUAAAAAAAGAAAGACGGAUAAUGUGCAAAAGUUCUAUGCAGUGCAAGCUGGAUUUCGCCCUGGGGUGUAUAUGACAUAUGCCGAAUGCUCAGCCCAAACAGCUGGUUUCAAGGGUGCUGUUUUCAAAUCCUUCACCUCCCGGUCCGAUGCAGAGGCAUUUGCGGCGGGGAAGAAGGUCGCAGCAUCUUCUGAUGAACCAGAGAGAUUUUACGCUGUGGCUGUAGGCAAUCCAACCGGCAUUUACACAGAUUGGAAUGAAGCGGCGCUGGCUAUCAAGGGCGUCAAGGGCCCCAAGUACAAGCGAUUUGGGUCACGUAUGGAGGCGGUCGUCUAUAUUAAACAAUUCGGCAGCAGGGAAGCCAUUGAAGCUCUCGGGGAAACAUGUGCAGCGGCGCCAGUUGAUUUACCUGUGUCCCCAACGCCAAUAGCAGCUUCUGAGAAAAAGACGGCGUCCAAGACGGCCGCAAAGAAAGCUGAACCGGGGGUGCAGCGUCCAGCUGAAGACGUUUUGCAAAUUUACACAGACGGCAGUAGCCUUGCAAACGGGAAAGCCGGAUCCAGAGCAGGCGUGGGUGUCUAUUUCGGAGACGGGGACCCCCGAAAUGUUUCUGAAAGACUGGUUGGCGAUCCGCAGACUAACCAGCGUGCUGAGUUGAUGGCUAUGCUUCGGGCAUUAGAGAUUGCCCCCCUCGAUCAGACGGUGCAGAUCAUCAGCGACAGUCAGUAUUCGAUCAACUGCGUGACGCAAUGGGCUAUUGGAUGGAAACACAAAGGGUGGAAGACGGCAACAGGCGAGAAUGUCAAGAACCAGGAUAUCAUUAGGGCUGUCCUGGACAAGAUGGACGAGAGGACCAAGACCGGCGCUCAUACCUACUUUCACUGGGUUAAAGGACAUGCGUCGGAUAGAGGAAAUGUGGCUGCUGACAGGUUAGCUGUACGGGGAGCAAAAAUGGCCUGUUGA
Molecule: messenger RNA, 1347 nt
Organism: Metarhizium acridum CQMa 102
Lineage: Eukaryota; Fungi; Ascomycota; Sordariomycetes; Hypocreales; Clavicipitaceae
Biological process (GO): DNA replication, removal of RNA primer
Molecular function (GO): nucleic acid binding; RNA-DNA hybrid ribonuclease activity; magnesium ion binding
Source: RefSeq, a predicted model, not a curated record